AUUUAAUCCCCGCGACUGCAGCAGCGCCGGCUCCCUCCCGGUCCCCACCUCGGCCCCGGGCUCCGAAGCAGCUCGGGGGCGCCCUUUAGGUCAACGUCGUAGUCCACCCCCUCCCCAUCCCCAGCCCCCGGGGAUUCAGGCUCGCCAGCGCCCAGCCAGGGUGCCGGCCGGGAAGCGCGAUGGGGGCCCCAGUCGCCUUGCUCCUGCUCCUGCUGUUCGCCUGCUGCUGGGCGCCCAGUGGGGCCAACCUCUCCCAGGACGGCUACUGGCAGGAGCAGGAUUUGGAGCUGGGAACUCUGGCUCCACUCGACGAGGCCAUCAGCUCCACAGUCUGGAGCAGCCCUGACAUGCUGGCCAGUCAAGACAGCCAGCCCUGGACAUCUGAUGAAACAGUGGUGGCCGGUGGCACCGUGGUGCUCAAGUGCCAAGUGAAAGAUCACGAGGACUCAUCCCUGCAAUGGUCUAACCCUGCUCAGCAGACUCUCUACUUUGGGGAGAAGAGAGCCCUUCGAGAUAAUCGAAUUCAGCUGGUUACCUCUACUCCCCAUGAGCUCAGCAUCAGCAUCAGCAAUGUGGCCCUGGCAGACGAGGGCGAGUACACCUGCUCAAUCUUCACUAUGCCUGUGCGAACUGCCAAGUCCCUCGUCACUGUGCUAGGAAUUCCACAGAAGCCCAUCAUCACCGGUUAUAAAUCUUCAUUACGGGAAAAGGACACAGCCACCCUAAACUGUCAGUCUUCUGGGAGCAAGCCUGCAGCUCGGCUCACCUGGAGAAAGGGUGACCAAGAACUCCACGGAGAACCAACCCGCAUACAGGAAGAUCCCAAUGGUAAAACCUUCACUGUCAGCAGCUCGGUGACAUUCCAGGUUACCCGGGAGGAUGAUGGGGCGAACAUCGUGUGCUCUGUGAACCAUGAAUCUCUAAAGGGAGCUGACAGAUCCACCUCUCAACGCAUUGAAGUUUUAUACACACCGACUGCGAUGAUUAGGCCAGACCCUCCCCAUCCUCGUGAGGGCCAGAAGCUGUUGCUACACUGUGAGGGUCGUGGCAAUCCAGUCCCCCAGCAGUACCUAUGGGAGAAGGAGGGCAGUGUGCCACCCCUGAAGAUGACCCAAGAGAGUGCCCUGAUCUUCCCCUUCCUCAACAAGAGUGACAGCGGCACCUACGGCUGCACGGCCACCAGCAACAUGGGCAGCUACAAGGCCUACUACACUCUCAACGUUAAUGACCCCAGUCCGGUGCCCUCCUCCUCCAGCACCUACCACGCCAUCAUCGGCGGGAUCGUGGCUUUCAUUGUCUUCCUGCUGCUCAUCAUGCUCAUCUUCCUUGGACAUUACUUGAUCCGGCACAAAGGAACCUACCUGACACAUGAGGCGAAAGGCUCCGACGAUGCCCCAGAUGCGGACACGGCCAUCAUCAAUGCAGAAGGCGGGCAGUCGGGAGGGGACGACAAGAAGGAAUAUUUCAUCUAGGGGCGCCUGCCCACUUCCUGCGCCCCCCCAGGGGCCCCGUGGGGACUGCUGGGGCUAUCACCAACCUGGACUUGUAUAGAGCGACCCCAGGGCCGCCCCUCCCGCUUGCUCCCCAGCCCACCCACCCCCCUGUACAGAAUGUCUGCUUUGGGUGCGGUUUUGUACUCGGUUUGGAAUGGGGAGGGAGGAGGGCGGGGGGGAGGGGAGGGUUGCCCUCAGCCCUUUCCGUGGCUUCUCUGCAUUUGGGUUAUUAUUAUUUUUGUAACAAUCCCAAAUCAAAUCUGUCUCCAGGCUGGAGAGGCAGGAGCCCUGGGGUGAGAAAGGCAAAAAACAAACAAAAAAACAAAACCCUGGAGUGUUAGGAGGAGAGUGAAGGUAGAGGGGUGAGGAAGGGUAAGGGGCAGGGCUGGUUUGGAGCUGGGGGCUCUCACCAACCCUCCUUUCAGCCUCUACAACAGAGCAGCUUCCCAGACUUUUCCAGAAACCCAGAAACGGGAUGAUUGUCGACAAAGGUUGGGAGUGGCUUUUCCUCUGGUAGCCAUGCACCUGAACAUACAAACAAGGAGGCAGGUGCCACCCUGACACCCCUCUUCCAUAGCAAUGGGAAAGUGAUGAGUAGGGGAGUCCUGAGGAGAUGUGGCCUGCAGAAGACACGCAGCCAUGCAAGGACCCAGGAGUUUAACCUGGGGAGGACGCAGGUCCCUGCAAGGAAGAGUAGAUUUGGAGAGGAAGGCAAUGAACAAAGCCAGUCCCUUUCCAUAGGAACUGCCCUUGGAGAUUGCAGAGGGUGGCUGCCCCUCCUUGCUCCAGCAGCUGUGGGAGAGGCACUGCUCUGGGGCCUGCACUGCCUCUGCUUCCCCUGCUGAGGGGCCCCUCACUCUUACCCAAGACUCUGGAUUGUUGCAUGGCAACCACUCCUCCCAUGGCAUUGCUCAGCAACUACUCCUCCCAUCCUGGCCACCCUGUGCCCCCUUCCUGGUCCCAACGCCAGCCCUUAGUCCUUCCUCCCUCAGCAGCCAGGCAGACAUAACAACAAAACUACUAAAAGGAA
This is a messenger RNA of Rhinopithecus roxellana (golden snub-nosed monkey), 2523 nucleotides long. It is a transcript of the gene CADM3, whose product is annotated as cell adhesion molecule 3. The transcript is spliced from 10 exons. The record is from RefSeq and is a predicted model, not a curated record. Gene Ontology annotation, biological process: homophilic cell-cell adhesion. NCBI's taxonomy places the organism in Eukaryota, Metazoa, Chordata, Mammalia, Primates, Cercopithecidae. Gene Ontology annotation, cellular component: presynaptic membrane. The coding region runs from base 180 to 1472 and encodes 430 amino acids.